AUGAGUGAACUGAUGAAUGAUGCCUCUUCACUCCCGGAGGAUGUAAUUGAUAUUGAUGUGUUUGAGCAGCUGCUCGACAUGGACGAAGACGAUCGUGAAUUUAGCCGCAGCUUGGUAUGGAACUACUUUGAGCAGGCCGAGACGACAUUUGACAAAAUGGAUGAUGCCUUAUCCAAGCAGGAGCUGAUUGAGCUGUCGACAUUGGGCCAUUUCCUCAAAGGCUCCUCGGCUGCCGUGGGCGUGAUCAAGGUACGCAAUAGUUGUGAGGCGAUCCAGCACUAUGGCAACUGCCAUGAGGCAGAUGGAUCGACUGUCAUAAGCAAGGAACAAGCGCUGGAUCGUUUGUCUCAGACUGUGAAGAAAGUCAAAGACGAAUACAACGAGGCGGCAGCGACGCUGCGUGCCUUUUUUGGUGAAUAA
Malassezia pachydermatis is the source of this 420-nucleotide messenger RNA. RefSeq names its product putative histidine phosphotransferase. The record is from RefSeq and is a predicted model, not a curated record. Gene Ontology annotation, molecular function: protein histidine kinase binding; histidine phosphotransfer kinase activity. The transcript has 3 exons. Gene Ontology annotation, cellular component: nucleus; cytoplasm. NCBI's taxonomy places the organism in Eukaryota, Fungi, Basidiomycota, Malasseziomycetes, Malasseziales, Malasseziaceae. The coding region runs from base 1 to 420 and encodes 139 amino acids. Gene Ontology annotation, biological process: phosphorelay signal transduction system; phosphorylation.